UUGUGUGCUAGCUCGUAACAUUGUGGAAUAUUAAACUUAAAAUAAACGCUUUUAAUAUAUAUACAACAUACAACUCAAAAAGUGUUUAAUAAUAUUAUUAUAAAAUAAUAUUAUCUAUUCACGGUCAGUCACUUGGUACAGUCGUUGGAAAUCGAAGUGUUUCAAACUGUAAUAAAGUGCGAUAACAGUAGCUAAUAUUUUAUCAAUGUUAUCUCUGUUACAUCCUAGUUCAAUUCCCUUGACCACAAUCUGAUGUCGUAGUUUGUUUCUAAUGCGCGAUCCAAACCUUUUAUAACCGUAUCACGAAAAUGUCUUUACUAGCAUAUUUAAACCCUUUUAAAGUGUUCAGAGAGUUCAUUCGGCAGCCCGUUGAGGCUUUCGUAACCGAUCAAUAUAUUGGCUAUAAGAAAAAGACAAAUGACAGUAUAACAAGUGUUAAAGAUUUAAUUUAUAGAGGCGGAAUUAUAGCUGUGUUCCUUUCGGCUAUUUUGUGGAUUUCUGUAUUCAUGUAUAUAGUAUUUUACUACACAUAUAUGCCCAAUGUUACACAUGUGAGGCCAGUUCAUCUACAAUUCAAAUCAUGUGAAGACCAGGCUGGUAUAUGUUCAUUUCCAUAUGCCUAUGUACAGCUAACCAGGGGUAGCUAUGUACUAAUGUCUGGACAGCCCUACAGAAUCAAACUGGUGAUGGAUGUGCCUGAGUCACCAAGUAAUAAAGAGCUGGGCAUGUUCAUGGUGUGUCUGCAGAUGAGAGCAAAAGGUGGAACCCUUGUGUCCUCUUCAUGCCGUUCUGCCAUGCUGACAUACAGAUCUAAACUGCAUCACUACAUCCGCACGACGCUGUUUUCUCUGCUGUUUGUAAGCGGGCUGGAUGAAGAGACACAGAGGAUACAAGUGGAGCUGUUUAAUAGCUUCGAGGAUGAUGUGAAUUCCCCAGUGACUGAUGCGUACGUUGAAUUACAGUCGCGCUACGUACAAGUGCACUCGUGCGAACUUCACAUCGAAGCUCACUUCGCAGGCCUGCGGUACGCGAUGUACUUCUGGCCAAAGACGACUGCCCUCAUUGGUAUUUGUACAAAUCUGUUCUUCACAUCUCUUGUGUUCAUACUGAGCUGGUAUCACUUGCAAGACGGAUUGGCUGAAUUUAUAAAGAGAAAAUUGAAGAAAGAAAUUCUAACUGAGAAAAGUGAAAAGGAAGAAAAGUCAGUUGGGAAAAUGAAACUGGAGCGAGAAGAUUCGUUCCCGUUCUUAGAAGAAGAGUCAUUGAUAGAAGAAUUUCGGAAUCUGGAGAAAAAAGAAAAGAAGACUUAAUUAUCUUAAUUUAAUUUAGAUGGAAUUAUUUAUUUAAUAUAACGAGUUAACUCAAAAAUUUUAGACUGAUAUAUAUAAAUAUAGAAUUGAGAAAUCAAAAACAUAUUAUAUGAAAUCCUUAUAUAUUUAUAGGUACGCCUAGAUAGACUGUAACAGUUGUGAACAUGUCGAAAAAGCGGCGAACUGCCAGGCUCUAUAUUCAGCAACAAACGCACACUAUAACAAACGAAUGACUUAUUAGGAGUGUAAGACGUAGCUGUCAUGCAUACUAAAGUAAUAAACCUAGCCUGUUGUCAUGCAUCGCCUAACAGCAAGAGACUAUCUAGACGUAUAAACUAUCUACAAAGAUAUGUAAUUAUGUAUACAUAUUAUAUUAUAUUUAUAGGAUACAGGAAUUAAGGGAAAUGUUUAUUGGAAUAGUUAUUUACGGUUUUCUUUCACUAUAUUAUUGCAAUAAAUGACAUUUAGUAUUAUUUUAGUACAAAUUUAUAUUUUUAUUUUGAGAUUGCAUACAUUUAAAUUUCUAUUUAUUAAAUUAUGGUAAAGAUUUUAUGUUGGGAAUAAAUGUUGAGAUGUAA
Molecule: messenger RNA, 1888 nt
Organism: Leptidea sinapis
Lineage: Eukaryota; Metazoa; Arthropoda; Insecta; Lepidoptera; Pieridae
Gene: Seipin
Product: seipin
Exons: 8
Coding region: 309-1310 (333 amino acids)
Biological process (GO): lipid droplet organization; lipid storage
Cellular component (GO): endoplasmic reticulum membrane
Source: RefSeq, a predicted model, not a curated record